UCCGAUUAAUUAUAUUGCUUUCAAUUCGAUUAUAGGUACUUUAUUACAAUACCAUUUGGUCAUUGUAUUGCUAUCAUUAUAUCGGUUUUGUUGAUUACCAUGAGAGGCGACUGGAUGGGUCGGGGGCGGGGUGGAGGUAUGGUCUGACGGAGGAACCUGAGAACGGGGCUGGGGGAAGGGUAACCUGAUUGGGAGACAAUGUCUGCUGAUCUUGAAAGGGUAGAAGAUGGGAGAAUUGAAAGUUUUACGGGAAUGGGAGGAGGAGGAAUAGGUGGAAGAAGGGGGGGAGAAAUUGGAGGAAGAGGGGGAGGAGGAGGAGGAGCGGCUGCUGGAAGAGAAGGCCGGAACGAUCGUGAUGUGGAAGCAGAGACGCAAGACGCGAGUUUUGCAGUCGACAUGGGAAGAGUAGAGAUGGUUGAGGUUAGUCUGGAGACAGUCGGGAUCGGUACGGAUGGAGAAGGUGGCUCGGAGGGUAGCCGAAAUGUGCGCCAGGGAAAGGGUCCAGCAGACCUCAGGGGACUCGAUGAGCAGGAACAGUCGAAUGGGGAGGUGAUCGAUGUAGAAAGAGGAGGAAGGGGAGAGAGAGGUGGAAAUGAGAAGGAAUCCGAAAUUGAGGAUUCAUGUUUGAGCCAGUCUUUGCUGUCGCAGUUUGAUGAAUUACUAAUAUUUACUCACGAUCCAUCAAGCUGGUUUAAAGAAAGUGGGCGGAGGAUAGUGAAUAGGUAUGCUCCUGUUCUGUCGGGAUUACUGUACUGCUCUAUGUCGUGCGGGAUGAUUCUGUUGAAUAAAGCUGUGCUGUCGGGAUACCAUUUCCCGGCGACGUACUACCUGCUGGCUUAUCAAAAUUUGGUGAGUGUUUUGGUCGUUGUGAUAGGCUCAAAUUUGGGCUUUUUUGAGGUCGAGCCGCUAACCUGGAGUUUGUGUAGGGUCUGGUUUCCGGUUAACUGUCUCUUUGUAGGAAUGAUUGCUUCUGGGCUGUACAGUCUCAAGUAUCUGAGUGUGGCGAUGGUGACCAUCCUCAAGAACUUGACCAACGUAAUCACGGCCUCAGGGGAGCAUGUAUUUUACGGCAAACGACAUAGUAUGGGAGUGUGGUCAGCUUUAGGGUUAAUCAUUUUGUCCUCCGUUUGUGGGGGAAUUACCGAUCUUACCUUCACUUUGAAAGGGUACACGUGGCAGUUCGUUAAUUGCCUUCUCACGGCUGGGUAUUCCUUGUACCUUAAGAAAGCCAUGGCUCUGGCCCAGGAGGUGACGAGUUCAGGAAGGAUCGGAGAAGUUUCGAUGGUCAUGCUGAAUAACGCUUUGUCGCUUCCGAUGUCGGUGAUCUUGCUAAUCGGGAUGGGAGAGGUGGAGGUGCUUGCAUCCUCUCCGUUGAUGACAGAUUUAGGUUUCUGGAUCGCCGCCACAUUGACUGGGCUGCUGGGCGCUUGUCUCUGCUUCUCCGUCAUGUGGUUUUUGCAUUCCACCAGCCCCACAACCUUUGGCUUGGUAGGUUCUCUCAACAAGGUCCCGACCUCUUUCAUCGGGAUGGCGCUCUUUCCUGUCAAAACGCCGGCCUCGAAUGUCUUCAGCAUCGCUCUCGGCCUAGCUGCGGGGGUAGUCUUCACUCUGGCCAAACUGCGAGAACAGAGAGCCCCCACUUAGAGCAGUCGGCCCCACUUUUAAGCGGCAUGGCUAUGGCAAUUGGCUAAACGAUGGCUUUGGCGAUGGCUGUAGGUGAGCGGUUACUAUGAGGUUGUGGGUAGGGAAGUGACUAAAGGCUCGAAUCACCUCCAAGAGGCAUGGCUGUGCGUGUCCACUGGUGGAGUUGUGGCUAUGAUCGGAGUGGUUAUGGCUAUCGAGCAAUGAAAUGACGGAGGGCAAUUGUUGGGCUGUUGCUAAGGCUAUGGUUUGGAUGGAGUCGGCAAUGGCUAUAGACUCGGCUAUAGCCUUUGGAAUAGGCUCGGCUAUGGUCUAAAGGCGUGGCAAUAGACUUCGGUAUAGGAUCGGCUAUCGGCUGGAAUGAACUGCAAAAAGCAUGGCCAACUCUAUAGUCUAUCGUCUGAGCUCUGGCUCUGUCAGUAGCUAUGGAUUUCGGCAGUCCCUAAGGGCUAGGACUGCUGAAAGUGGUUGGAAAGGCUAUAGCCUUGGGUUGCACCAUUGCUAAAAAAGGCUAUGGGGUGGGCCGUGGCUAUGGCGAUGACUUUGCGUCCUGCUCUGACUUUGGCUGCCGUCUUUCCCGGAACACAAGGCAGCCUUAUUAUGAUUUUGCAGUGCCGGAGAGGGAGCUUGUAUACGUUUACCAGGGUACGCUAUGUUCCGGGGAAGACGGUGUUGGGGGGGGGGGAUUAGCCUAUAUGAUUUUGGCGGUGACGGUGAGUAAUAGCCAGUUUGGCUAUGGCUGUGAUCAGGCGAUGGCUUCGGGCUUUAGUCGCUGCUAUGUAUGUAUGUUUUGUGUAAAAGUAGGCAUGUGUAGAUCUAGCUGUAGCCAGACGUAUAGAUAGCCAACUUGCUAUGAGGUUUAUAGUCAUGGUCUUGGGAGUGAUAGAAAGAAACAUGACUGCAGCUAUCUAUAGCUAUAGCCGAUAGCAGGUUACAGCGCAUGUCUACUGCCCUUAAUACGCGUAGGGGAGGGAGGGAGGGAGGGGGAGAGAGAGAGAGAGAGAGAGAGAGAGAGAGAGAGAGAGAGAGAGAGAGAGAGAAUGAAAAGUCUUACUAAAG
This is a messenger RNA of Chara braunii, 2700 nucleotides long. The record is from the annotation of a GenBank genome assembly. Lineage: Eukaryota; Viridiplantae; Streptophyta; Charophyceae; Charales; Characeae.